This is a messenger RNA of Populus nigra (black poplar), 1726 nucleotides long. Its product is annotated as ribosome biogenesis protein WDR12 homolog. Gene Ontology annotation, molecular function: protein binding. The record is from RefSeq and is a predicted model, not a curated record. Gene Ontology annotation, cellular component: preribosome, large subunit precursor. The transcript has 14 exons. The coding region runs from base 87 to 1400 and encodes 437 amino acids. Lineage: Eukaryota; Viridiplantae; Streptophyta; Magnoliopsida; Malpighiales; Salicaceae. Gene Ontology annotation, biological process: ribosome biogenesis.
GCCACCGCUAAAACCCAUCAUCGCUAAAACCCUAGCAUUCACUUCACUUUGUUUCUCUCGUCUCUCUGCGUGUAAUUGAAGAAGACAUGGGCACGGGCAUGGACAUGGACAGUGAUGUAGAAGAGAGGCGAGUUCAAGUACGAUUUAUAACAAAAUUGAAGCCACCCUUUAAAGUCCCAAAUACUUCAAUUGCUAUCCCUGCUAAUCUCACCCGUCUUGGUCUCUCCACUAUCGUCAAUUCCCUCCUCAAAGCCGGGGAUGAUGAAUGGGAAUCGCAACCGUUUGAUUUUCUGAUUGAUGGGGAAUUGGUUCGCUUGCCACUUGAACAGUUUCUGCUUGCCAAGGGCAUUUCUGCGGAGAAGGUAUUGGAAAUUGAAUACACAAGGGCGGUAGUCCUGCAGAAAGAGGAUGAGCCUUCUUUACAUGAUGACUGGGUCAGUGCUGUUGAUGGUUCUUGUCCACGGUUCAUUUUGACUGGCUGCUACGAUAAUCUUGGGAGGGUGUGGAAAGCUGCUGGAGAAUGUACUCAUAUAUUAGAGGGACAUGGUGGUGCAAUUACUUCUGUCAGUGUUGUUAACUCAGAAGGGACUGAUAGUGUUACUGUAGCCACUGCCUCAAAAGAUGAAACUCUGAGGCUGUGGAAGUUUGAUACAGAGGAGCAUUUAGAUCAGCCUUCAAAGAUCAGGGCCUUCAAAAUUUUGCGUGGGCAUAAUGCAUCUGUUCAAAGUGUUGCAGCAGAGGCUUCUGGAAGCAUGAUUUGUUCUGGUUCCUGGGACUGUACAAUCAAUUUAUGGCGGACAAACGAGUCUGAUACUGAAGGUGAUUUAGUAUCAAUUAAAAAGAGAAAAGUGAAGAACAAAGCUGGAGAGUCUCAGUUGGAGGGGGGGGCUUUGUCUACACUUGUGGGCCAUACUCAAUGUGUAUCCUCGGUCUAUUGGCCAGAACCCAAUACAAUUUAUUCUGCAUCCUGGGAUCAUUCUGUUAGAAGAUGGGAUGUUGAGAUGGGCAAAGAUUUGUCGAACAUAUUCUGUGGGAAAGCCCUCCACUGCUUGCAUGUUGGAGGUGAAGGUUCUGCCCUUAUUGCUGCUGGUGGCUCUGACCCUAUCCUUAGGGUAUGGGAUCCACGAAAACCAGGAACUUCUGCCCCUAUUUAUCAGUUCUCUUCACAUAAUUCUUGGAUUUCGGCAUGCAAGUGGCAUUCUGAAUCGUUGUUUCAUCUGCUCUCUGCAUCUUAUGAUGGGAAACUCAUGUUGUGGGAUCUAAGAACUGCGUGGCCUCUGGCUAUUAUUGAUUCACAUGAGGACAAGGUGUUAUGUGCUGACUGGUGGAAAGGUGAUAGUGUGAUAAGUGGUGGGGUGGACUCAAAGCUCCGCAUAUCCUCUGGAGUUUCUGUGCUAUGAGCAGAAGAGAGUUCGAAUUGGUGUCAUCACGAGGAUGGAAGUCAUAAGAGGAUGGAUUAUUCAAUGAGAAACAUUCUCAUCUCAGUGCUCGGUUACCAAUGUGGCAGUGUGAUAGGGCAUAUCGGAUUUGUUCUCAAGUGAGGGAGCAGAUUGAAGGCUAUCUUUCUGCUUAAUGUCAAUUUCAUUCAAUCCCCAGUAAGAGCGUGCAUAAGAGAGUCAUAUGUCCUCUACAAUGGGAUUAUGUUGUAAUGGGAUUUUAUAAGAUUUUGUCCAUUGGAUACUUCUGCAGGAUUAAAUUUUGAUUCUUCGAAGAAAUUUUGAUCCCA